AUGUUCACUUGGACAACAAAACCUUAUUUAAAAGUAUCUAUGUAUAUGUUAGUGAUCACCAUAAUAAUUUUUUUGUGAUUCGUUAAAUAGCCUAUGAAGAGAAAUGUGAGAAUGCAUCAUUGAAUAAAGUUUGUCUAUCUAAUGAAAAUUCUAUUAUGGUGACUAGAUUAGGGUUGCUUAUAUCGUUUCCAUCCAUUUUUCAAACAUCUGUUCAAUUAAUAGCAGACCUGAAUCUUGUGCAAAUCAAGUAGAGUCAGCCUUGGCAUAUCUUGGUGGACUAAAAACUACCAUUAUGUUUGGAGUUUUAUUCUCAUUCAGCCGAAUUGGUAUGUGAGAGGAAGUCAACAUUUUUUAACCAUUUUUUUUUAUGUUGGAUUAAAGUAUGCAUUUAGACAUUGAUCUAAGGUUGGAUAAAUAUUUCAUUCAACGAUAGCAAUAGUCAAAAAUGAUUCAUAUCAACAAAUGCAAUGAUACUAAUCUUCCAUAGAGAUAUUUAUUGAUAAAUUUUAUGAACAAUAUCAAGUUGGUUACUAACAAGGAUAAGCUAAAUGAAAUCUAUCAAGCAUCAUGAAAAUUGUGAGAAAAUCGUAUGAAUUUGACCUUCUUUGAUCCCAAGAACAUGAUUAAAUUACAUAGAUGUUGGAAGGGCACCUUAACAUGAUAAUAGCAUGUGUCCAUAAAUUGUCACCUAAUUUAGGAAAUUCCACUUGUGUUCUUACAAAAAUAAUAGUAAGAUUAAAAACAUUUCCAGACUUUGACUAUAUUAAUUGAGAUUUAUAAUUGUAUGGUACCUUGUCCCAUUUUCAAACAUAGAUACAUUUCACCGCAUUAAGUAUGAUUUUGAUGUGAUUAAUUUAUCUUAAAAUGGUCGCAUAACCAGCUGUCACACACUAUACUCAUGAUCUCCUCUUCUUCUGCUUCAUUAGUCAAGCGCAUUCAUGAGCCAAGAUUUAGGUUUGUGGAGGGGAAUUGAUGCGGAUUGGAACUAAUUGGUCACAAGUCGCCCAAGAAAAUACAAGCCAAAACUCAAUAACAAAUUAAUGUCAUAGGGGCCAUUUAGAUAAUAUUCAUUUUGACGGGGGUUUAAAAAGUCAUACAAUAUUUUUACUCUUGUCUUACAACAUUCUUGAGAAAAAGGCGUACAUUAAUUACUGUAAUACUGCGCAGCUCCCACCGACACUCUUUGUAGCAGCGGAGUGAGACGGCGGCGUCCCGUACUCACGACGGGUAUGGCGGCGGCGGCGGAGACUUGAACUUGUAGACUGGAUGACGAGGAGGAAAAUGGUAACGUGAGAAUGGCGGCGUAGACGCCGGCGAUGGUGGAGGAGGUGAUUCGUAGGAGUACGGCGGAGGCGGGGAAGGAGGCGGCGGCGACGGUGGAGGUGGCGAAAUGUAAUAGUACGGCGGCGGAGGGGAAGGUUCCGGCGGUGGAGGAGGUGGGGACGGAGGCAGCGGCGAUGGAGGAGGUGGUGGAGGCGGCGACGAUGGAGGAGGUGGUGAAGGAGGCGGCGGCGAUGGAGGAGGUGGUGAAGGUAGUGGCGGCGAUGGAGGAGGUGGUGAAGGAGGCGGCGGCGAUGGAGGAGGUGGGGAAGGAGGCGGCGGCGACGGAGGAGGUGGGGAAGGAGGCGGCGGCGAUGGAGGAGGUAGUGAAGGAGGCGGCGGCGACGGCGAAGGUGGCGGCGGGGACUUGUAGUGGUAUGGAGGCGGCGGUGACGGCGACGGCGGCGGAGGCGAUCUAUAAUGGUAAGGAGACGGCGGUGACCGCCAAGGCGGAGGAGGCGAUCUGUAAUGGUAAGGAGGCGCCGGUGGUGGCGGGAACCUGUAAUGAAAAGGAGGCGGCUGUGAAGGUGACGGCGGUGGCGGGAACGUAUAAUGGUAAGGAGGCGCCGGUGGUGGCGGGAACCUGUAAUGGAAAGGAGGGGACCCUGAAGGUGACGGCGGUGGCGGGAACUUGUAAUGGUAAGGAGGCAGUGGUGGUGGCGGGAACCUGUAAUGGAAAGGAGGGGGCCGUGAAGGUGACGGCGGUGGCGGGAACCUGUAAUGGUAAGGAGGCGGCGGUGGCGGGAACUUGUACUGGAAAGGAGGCGGCGGUGGCAGGAACUUGGACUGGAAAGGAGGCGGCCAUGAAGGCGAGGGCGGUGGCGGGGACUUGUAAUGGUAAGGAGGCGGCGGUGAAGGUGACGGCGGUGGCGGAGACUUGUAAUGGUAAGGAGGCGGCGGUGACGGCGACGGCGGCGGUGGGGACUUGUAAUAGUACGGUGGAGACGGUGACGGCGACGGCGGCGGCGGCGAGUCGUAA
Molecule: messenger RNA, 2299 nt
Organism: Spirodela intermedia
Lineage: Eukaryota; Viridiplantae; Streptophyta; Magnoliopsida; Alismatales; Araceae
Source: the annotation of a GenBank genome assembly